CCGUACUAGCUGGGCAGCGGGGCAGGGAGGGGCAGGACGGGCUGAUAUUUUCUCUGUCUCCCUCCCGUCUAUAUAGGGAUACCGUUCAAUCCCUGAAUCUUCAAUAGUCCGUCUGCUCUCCGGUCAUCUCUAUCCGGUCGUCAUCUCUACUAGCAAGCAUGGACUCUGUGUCGGGAGGACGAACGCUAUUCGCCGCCCACCGCCCCACGAUGUCUCACGCUUUUCACCCCUCAGCUGUUAUAUCCUUUAUCUCCUUCACUGUCCUGUUUCUAUACGGCUUUCUUCUUCAUAUACCAGGUGAAUGGUUUAUGGGGAAGAUGCCGUUUAUGGGCAGUUUAUGUGCUGGAAGGAUGGGGAUGCUCCUUACUAUCUUGGUUCUUGUCAUUGUUACCCCUAUUGGAAGCAUUUUAAUCACCUUGGCAGUUACAUCACAGUUUUUUGCAUGGUUGGCUGGUUUAAUACUACGAAGGACCCCAUUAACUCUUGCCCUUGAGGCAUUCGUUGGACUUGUUUCUGGGAUAGUUAUGAGCUUAUAUGUCGUGGAGACUAAUGGGUAUAAACAAUUGGCUUCUUUUGCUUAGCUGGGGUAUGGCUUGCUGUCCUGCGCACUGCACGCAUGCGAUUCGACUAUGGUUUUUUUUACUUCUUUGUUGGCUUCGGGGACUUCUCGUGCUUUGAUGUAUGAGAACACUAAACCGGGGUUAGUCACUCUCAUAGCAGUUGCCGUUAGUUGCUUCAUUGUCUACCUGCGUGCUGUUUCGGAGGCAAAGGACGGACCGCUUUAAUUUGCUUGGAGCUGAUGUAUGCAUGUGUGAGGCCGUGCCUGCUGUGAGAGGCGAUGGGUUUUAUCUGUCUUUCUACAUUGUAGUUUAAUUUGAUUUGGAUGUUGAUGGAUUAUGGAUAUGA
Messenger RNA from Cuscuta campestris, 906 nucleotides. The record is from the annotation of a GenBank genome assembly. NCBI's taxonomy places the organism in Eukaryota, Viridiplantae, Streptophyta, Magnoliopsida, Solanales, Convolvulaceae.